AUAACUAAACUGGUUGGAAAAAUCUGUUUCCAGUCGCGUGAUCGCGAGUGAGUUGCGGGUCGUUUGCAAAGUUAAGUCUGGUGAGGGUGAAGCGAAAUAAAAUAAAAGUUCACACGCGUCGGGUGUUUUCAACGGUUGUAUUUCGGGGUUUUCGUCCGCUAAGAACGUUCUGAAAGGAAUUUGUUCAUUCAGUUAUAAAAUAAAGCACUGCUUUGUGUUUGGUGAAAAAAGGUUCCAGAAAAAAGCUCAUUUUACACCUGGAGGGAGCUCAAGAAGAGGAAACUGAACUAAACUGGCAGUGAAAAAAAAUAUCGGGGGUGUUAAAGUUUGAAACGUCCACAAAACACCAAUCAGGUGCGCCAAUUUGUGCUUCCCAGGUGGUUGUGCCGGGAAAAAAGUGGAAACUCUAAACCGAGAGAGUGUUCAGUCAGUGGCAGCAGCAGAAAGUCUUUCCCGGGAAAAGGAAAAUGAAACCAAUGAGCCAAUGGAUGACCCUGGGGAUGUUGAUGCUGAUGGCGGCAGCGAUGGCCCGAAGUGAUGAUCAGAUGCCCCAGGAAAGCAAACAGCAGAAGCAGCUCCACACCCAGAAGGUGACGGACGACGCCAAAGGAAGCAACGGGAACUCUGGAGGAGGUGGAGGAGGAACAGGCCGGAUACUUCCUCUGAAUGGACCCGACAAAAACAAACGAGGUGCGCCGGAUAUUCAGACAAUCGUCGGAACUCCGUACAUAAAUCAACCGGUGGUGGCAGCCGCAGCCAGUCCAGUGGCCACAAGUGCCGUCCUAUCGUCGGUGGCCAUCCCGGCAGCUGGAGCAGGAACUUUGGUCGGUCCGGUAACCGCCUACACUUCCUACGGAUAUCCUCAUGUUGCCGGAUCAUCCGGAGCGCUGGUGCAGAAUGUAGCCGCCUCGUCGCCACAGGCUCUGUACCAUAAGCUGAACUAUGCGAUCCCCGGCUCCACGGCUCUGAAGGUGGCCACCUAUGCUGCGGCACCAGCUCAUUAUGAGUAUUCUGCUGCUCCGACGGCCACAGUUACUAAGUACAAUUACGCGGCGGCGGCUUCGCCAGUGGCCCAGUACACCCAAUACGCCCACUACCCGCAAUAUCAACUACAGUACCACCACCAUCCUGGUCAGCAGCAGCAACCGGCUGCAAUUAUCAGCAGCGGCCAUCAUCCGGCCCAGGCCACUGCCAUCUACACGACGACCCAUCACCACCACCAACAGCAACAGCAGCAGCAACCGGGGGCAACCGCCAUCCAUUACGCCCUGGCUCAACCAGCGGGGGUGGUGCAGCAACUUCAGCAUAAUUAUCAGCACCCAAUCCAUCACGAAGCAACGGCCAUUCAGGGUCCAACGACGGUCCAUUUCCAGCAACAGCAGCAGCACCAUCAUCAACACCCUGCCGGAGCAACUCUGGUCGGAGUUCAGCCAGCCGUCCCGGUAAUUCACCAGGCCCCGAUUGCCGCCAUCAAUCAGCUGCACCAUCCGUAUCAGCAGCUGCAGCAAUUGCAGCAACAUCAUCAUCAACAGCAGCAGCAACAGCAACAGCUUCAUGGACCGGUUAUCGCAACGCAGGCUCAACUGAACAAGUAUGCAGUUCCGACCUCUGCACCCAUCUACGCUACUGCCGCCCCAAGUCAUCUCUAUCAGCAACAGGCCACAAACUAUGGAUAUCCGAUUUCCUUGGCAUCCAAACAGAUCCUUUCAACAGUUGCCGCACCAACAAUUGCCACUCCUGCUCACCAUCUCAAACAACUAAUCCCGGUUUCGACCACCGCGGCCACUCAACAUCACGCAAAGGGCUUCAGCUACGCCUCUUAUAGCCAUCAGCAGCCCGGAAGUCCCGCCUAUCUGGGUCCCAUUCCAGUGAACUCUGCAGCUCCCCAUCAAUACUUUAACCCAGCUGGACACGUUUAUCAGCAGCAGCAGCCACAGCAAUCGCACCGUUAUCAACUGUUUUCGACGGUUCCAACUCCGAUCCAGAAACAAGGCGGGCUCAUCUACGCGGCCAAUGCUCCAGCUGCCAUUUAUGCCACCCCUGGAACUCCACUCAUUCACCACCCACAACACCACGCCCAUCAUCAACAACAACUGCAGGCUCAAUCCCAACAAUCACUGCAUUACGCGCCUCAUUUCUAUCAGCAAGCUCCACAGGCUUUCGCACCAGUAGCGGCCAAAUUCACCUACUCCCAGCCCCUUGUGACCAAGGGAUUCUAUCCGAUUCAGUGAUCUGUUUCAGAAAUUUUAAGUUAAACCAAACUUCCUGAAAAAAAAAUAACUGGAAGUUCAACACGUGAUUUGCCAUCAGUAUAAUUCCUCCCAAUCAACCAAUCAAUCAAUCAAGCGAUAAAUAAACCUUUGUCCUGGAUUUCAUCGAAGUUCAUAGAACUAUUUACUUCGUUUGGGUCUCGAGAUGUUAGUGCUGUAAGUAUAUUUAUUUGUGUAAGGAUUUCUGUUAUAAUAUCAAUAAAUGCGUUU
This is a messenger RNA of Uranotaenia lowii, 2480 nucleotides long. Its product is annotated as basic-leucine zipper transcription factor A-like. The coding region runs from base 468 to 2231 and encodes 587 amino acids. The record is from RefSeq and is a predicted model, not a curated record. Lineage: Eukaryota; Metazoa; Arthropoda; Insecta; Diptera; Culicidae. The transcript is spliced from 8 exons.